AUGGCACUUUUAUGGAAUGACAUUUUAGAAAGAUCCAACAAGACCUCAAUACAGUUGCAAACAAUAAAUUGUGAUCCUUUAAAAGCUCUUAAUUUACUUAUAUCAUUAAAGCAUUAUGUAUCAAAUUUGAGGAAGUGCAGUACAUUAUAUGAAAAUAAAAUAAAUCAACUUAGUCCUAAAAUAAAAGAGAAAUACUCCGAUGAACAAGAGAGAAUAAAAAAAAAGAAAUUUCCAAAUGACUCUGGUUGUAAUCAGGUAUCUUUAAGUGGUCAUGACAAGUUUAGAGUAGAGACUUAUAAUGUUAUUAUAGACAGUUUUUGUUCACAAUUAGAAAAACGAAUUGAAGCUUAUAGUUUUCUAAAAAACAAUUUUUUGUUCAUCACAAAAUUACAUGUUGUUUUACCACAAGAUACUGAUGAAGAAGAAGAAGUUAAUAAAAGUCUUGAAAAUUUUAUUUUAUUGUAUAAAAAAGAUGUUGAUAAUACUAUACAAAAUGAAAUUAUACAAUUCAAAAAAUAUUGGUCUAUCAGUAAACCUUCAUAUGAUGACACACAAGAUUAUCUGCUAGAUAUUUGGAAGCAUUUCAAUGAAAAAAAUCGAUUACUUUCUUUUCCUAAUUUGUAUACUGCAAUUAAAAUAUAUCUAACCAUACCUAUUGCAAAUUGUUCGGCUGAAAGAGCAUUCUCCAAAUUAGCUCGAAUAAAAAACAAGUAUAGAACAAGCUCUUCUCAAGAAAAUUUAAAUAGUUUUAUGGUUUUGUGUUCAGAGAGUGAUGUUUUGGAGGUAAUUAAUACCGAUGAUAUAAUUAAAGAGUUUGCUGCCCAAAAAUCUAGAAAAAAAUAUUUUUAA
Molecule: messenger RNA, 849 nt
Organism: Macrosiphum euphorbiae (potato aphid)
Lineage: Eukaryota; Metazoa; Arthropoda; Insecta; Hemiptera; Aphididae
Source: the annotation of a GenBank genome assembly